This is a messenger RNA of Lactuca sativa (garden lettuce), 609 nucleotides long. RefSeq lists its product as uncharacterized. NCBI's taxonomy places the organism in Eukaryota, Viridiplantae, Streptophyta, Magnoliopsida, Asterales, Asteraceae. Gene Ontology annotation, molecular function: phenylpyruvate tautomerase activity. The record is from RefSeq and is a predicted model, not a curated record.
GGGUGGUGAACAAGGGUUUCUAUUGGAUGACGAACAGUAGUAGGGAAUAGGGAUAUCAUACCAUCUCAUAUUUGGAGGGUUUUUAUUUUUUUGGCAUUUGUGAAUUAAACGAGAGAAAGAGAUGCCGUGCCUGAAUCUGUCAACAAAUGUGAGCUUGGAGGGCGUUGAUACCUCCGCCAUCCUCUCCGAAGCCACCUCCACCGUCGCCGAACUCAUCGGCAAACCCAAAGCCUAUGUGAUGAUCGUGUUGAAGGGAUCCGUGCCGAUGGCUUUUGGAGGUAGCGAGCAGCCAGCGGCGUAUGGUGAGCUGGUGUCCAUCGGAGGUCUGAAUCCCGAUGUAAACAAGAAAAUAAGUGCUGCAGUUGCUGAGAUUCUUAGCUCCAAGCUCUCUGUUCCCAAAUCACGCUUCUUCCUCAAAUUUUUCGACUCAGAGAGGUCUUUCUUUGGAUGGAAUGGAUCAACCUUCUAGGCUAUGUGCUAUGUGUAUGUUUAUGGGUUGGUUGGAUCAGAUGAAGCAUCAAAUAUGGAUAUCAUAUCAUAUUAUUAUUAUUACUAGAAAUAUCAAAACAUUGAAAGCUUAUUAUCCAAGCACUUUCUCUUCAUGUCUCA